AUGUGGAAAUGUACAUUCCUAAUACUCUUCAUAGCCUCUACAUACGCUCAAAUUCGGAAACGUGAUGCAAUUUGUGUCAUGAGUGACUCGAAUUCGUGCCAUGUGGACCAUCUCAUUCCUUCAAAGCUUGAUAGGAGUACCGUCAUUUAUCCAGGGGGUGCCACUCGGUGUGCCUACGACGACUUUUUCAAUGCAAAUGUCAAUUUUACAACGAAUUCGACAUACUUUUUUCAAGUCUUUCCAGCUCCAAGUAAAUCCAAACUCAUGCUGUAUUUUCAAGAUGGUGGUGCCUGCAUUGAUGACUUGACAUGUGCCUUUGGGCUUCAAUGUAUGUACGAGACAUUUGGCCCAAAUGCUCAACCCUCAAGCACUGGGAUUCUUAAUCGUUCCAACGAGGAGAACCUUUUUAAUGACUAUAAUAUUGUACACUUGCCGUACUGUACCGGGGACCUGCAUCUAGGUGACCACGUGACGACGAUCCCUGAUAGCCCACUAUACGCUCUGCUCAACAAGCCUGAAUGUCAGGGUCAUAACAUGACUCUACAUCAGGUUGGUUUUAGAAAUACAAAAGCUGUGCUGGACUGGGCGGUGGAAAACUACCCGAAUCCAGACGAGAUUAUUAUUAGUGGCUCAAGUGCUGGAGCUCUGGCUGCCCAGGCUCUUAGUGCUUUAGUCGCUGACGUCUGGCAAGUCGAAGAAAACGAGAUCCGCUACUCCGUACUUGCCGACAGCUAUGUUGGUGUCCUGCCCAGCCACUACAGUGCUGGUAAACUCAUUUCAUACUACGGCACAUGCGAGCUGGACUUGAAGAUGACGCCUGAGCUCUGGGAUCAAUGUGGGGAUGACAACGAGCUGACUGUGGCGGAGAUGAUGUCUUUUAUGAUCGAAGACGUGCCAGCCGCCCAGUGGCUGUUCUUGAACAGUAUGUACGAUAAAACUCAGCGUUACUUCUACGAAGUGGUGUUAGAGGGCAUUCUUGGCUACCCGUUUACCAACCUCAUUAGUGGCGAGGACUUCUACUCGAACAUGACCGCUAUCAUCGACGUGUACAAGGAUGUCAGCGACGAGGUCUCAACGUUCUACGUGAACAGCACUCAGCACGUUUUUCUUACAGUAAAUGACUACUACCAUAACGCUACCCGUAGUCCCGGAGAAAUACUUCUGGGCGACUUUCUCGCGAAAUGGUUGGUGACCGACUCGUCCCUUGACGUCGAUGCCGCGGAUGGAUCACUGUCCGCAAAAAGCAGCGUCGAUGAACCGGGCGAGUCGGCAGCCGUAGGCCUCGACAGUGCCCUGUUACUGACAGCAGUGGCCGUGUUCGUUUCAAUGCUUUUCCAGUAA
Molecule: messenger RNA, 1341 nt
Organism: Peronospora farinosa
Lineage: Eukaryota; Oomycota; Peronosporomycetes; Peronosporales; Peronosporaceae
Source: the annotation of a GenBank genome assembly